Molecule: messenger RNA, 3724 nt
Organism: Hydractinia symbiolongicarpus
Lineage: Eukaryota; Metazoa; Cnidaria; Hydrozoa; Anthoathecata; Hydractiniidae
Product: coiled-coil domain-containing protein 137-like
Exons: 6
Coding region: 2219-2938 (239 amino acids)
Source: RefSeq, a predicted model, not a curated record
AGUUUGAAUCAAAAAACGAUAAUAAACAAUUUGUUAACUCAACCAAUUGAUUUCAACAAAAUAAAUCCUGAACUUGUUUAACAAAAAUAUCAAAAGCCAGUUUGUAUAACUUUAUUUACUUAUUUAUUUAUAAAAUAUACCUUGUGCAUCACAUGGCAUUGAUUUGUAUCCUUUUAAUCAAUUCCCUUUUCAAAUCAAAGAAGUAAAGAGAGGUUAAGGAGACAAUAAUUAAACAACCUGGUUUUAAUGCAGUUUAUGGUAUGUGUUCUUGUUUCCCAAACGUACUUUUUUCAGAUCAGUGUUAUCAAGCCAUGCACCAUCACAAUUUUCAAAAGAUUUUCAACAAGAGAGUAAAUUUUGAAGCCCUAAAUACUGAAAUAUUUAUAAUGCUAAUAUGCAUUUAUUGCUGAAUUAAUUAACAAUGAACUACUUCAUCAUUCAAAUUGAGCUCGUUCAGAAGUUAUUAUAUUCGAAUCGUUAAGUUUAUACAUAAGAUUUGUACCCUGGAAUUUCAAGAAUUUUCCUGAUCAGUUUUAAAAAUAUCCAGUUAAAGUUUUAACUGUUAUUUUAGAAUACUUCAUAUAGCUAUGUAAAAUUUUUAAUUUUUAUUUAUUGAGUUGUAUUUUAACAUUGCAGGUUAGUUACAUUAAUAAUGAAGAAUACUCAAUGAUUUGUUUACCCCAUAAUUCUCCGUUUUCAAGCUCUACUUCAAAUUUUAAAAUCUUUCAGGCCAAUGGCGGAAAUCUUCAAGCCCCUGGGCUUCUUCUUGUUUAUGACAUCAAACUGCUGAAAUGAGUAAAAGUUAGCUUAAAUUUGAGAUUUGUUCAAUAUUUGUAUAAUUGCUUUGUAUUUUGUAACACUGAUAUGAAAAACAAAAAACAAUGUAGCAACAUAUACAAAGAAGGCCCCGAAAGCUUGUUAAAACAAUUAAAAAUUCACUCAAUGGUCUCAUGGUCGCGAGGACCACGACACCGGAAAAUUAAAACACUAGGUAGAAAUCUGUAAUAUAGAACAAAUUUUUUUAAAGCAAAAAUGUCUUUUUUAAUGGUGACACGUUGUUUUAUCAAGAACAAAAUUUCCUUACAUCUGAGAAAACCUAGAUAAUUCAAGAAGCCUGCAAGAGAGUUCUUUAUUUGAAUAAAGAUAUUUUUUCUAAAAAGCAGUAACAGCAAAGUGGUGCAAUCUUCUGGAAGAUGAAUAGCAUGCUGCAACUUUGUGGUUGAUUUUACAAAAUUCAGUUGCUUUCUUAAAGAAAUACGUAAAUUGGGGCUGAAUUGAAAACCAAAAUAUUUGUUUGGAUAUUUUUGUGCAUUUUCGAAUUUUAUUUAUGACUUUUCAAUACUUAAAAGGAAGAAAUUUUGGCGUGGAAGAAUUUUUUUAAGUUCCGCUUUUUUUGCCAAAAUGUAGCCAAGUCGACGCAAAAUUUAAAUUAUUUGACCCUUUACUCUAAUUGAAAGAAAAACUACCAAUUUUUUGAGUUUUUCAUAAAUAUUGUUUACAUUUUGUCCUAUUUUAAUACUUGAAUCAUUUUUCUCGUACUAGGAACCUAGAUGUUUUUUAAAACAUAUUCACAAUUGGACUCUUAAUGGAAAAAAGUCUGGAGUUUUAAUGGGAAAUGUGAGCACCAACCCUGUAAACGUUAAUGUUGAAAGAAUGUGUUUCACUUGAUACUAGAUUUUCAUUCCAUAUUGCGAUAUACUUUGUUUAAAAAACACUUUUUUUACAGUCAUUUUCUUAUAUUUAAAAAGUGUUCCAAAAGGAAACAACUCCGCAUUUUAUUUUAUUUUUAAAAUUCUGAUUGCAAAAAGAACUGCUGCAGCUUGCUUAAAAAGCGUUUUAAUCAAAAAUUGCCCCUCCGAAUAAAUAUUUGCACGCAUCCAAUCUCCUAUGUGAAUUCCGCAAAAAUCUCUUCCAAAACAAUUUAUUUGCUUCAGUUAGACUAUUAGAAUUCACUAACAUUAGCGUUUUGGAAAUCUGUAGGUUGGAAAUGCAUUGACAUCACAUCACGCUGCAUUUGUAUUAGGUGCCUACCUGCUGUAGGCACCUACUACAAAUGCAGCAUGAUGUGACUACAAAAAUUGUUUGGCUUAUAAUGGUUCAAUUUAUUACUGUUUUGUAUUAUUCUGUUUAAUUUUAAAAAGACAUUUUUGAAAACUCAAAAACUUAGAAUUUAUUUGGUUGGUUAAGUUUGUUAUAUCAACAAUACAACGGCGCUGCUAUGGGACGCAUCAGAAGACAACGACGUUAUAAAGCUUGUGAUCCCUUUAGUGUUAAAAAGAAAACUGGAAACGAAGAUAUGUAUAAUCAACCUCCAAAACAGAAAGAAGUAAUAAAUGAUUAUUUUGUUAAAAAUAAAAGUUACCUGCACUUUCAGCAAAAAAUUAAACGUGGUUCUAUCAAAAAAUCCACAAAUAAAGGUCAUAGACAAACGGCAAUAAAAAACGACAAACAAACCAAAAAAACAGAAUUUCAAAAACGUGGCAGUGAAACCAAUAAAGCCUUUUUACAACGGCUAGAUCGAAGUGUUCAGGAAGCUUUCGACAAAGCAAUAGUGAAAACCAAAACAAUACGGAAAAAAAGAAAGGAACAUCUGAAGGCUAGAGAUUUGAAGAAGAAAAACAAAAAAAUCGACGACUUGCACACUGAUUUUUCGUCUUUCGGAGAUAAAGUUUUGUUCGGUCAAAUUGUACAGCAGCCACCUUGCAGUUUACCUGUUCCAAGAAAAGCCCCUGUAAAAGAAAAGAUGUCUCGUAAUCUACAGCUAAUACCACUGCUUGAGAAGAAAGAAAACGAGAUUCAAUCUGUAGAUGAUAGGAAGAAGAGAUAUAUCAGCAAAAAGGAACGUAUGGAUUUCGAUGCUAAGCGGCAAAAAGCAAUAAAUGCAUAUCGAUCACUAAAGAAAAAACGUAAGCAAAUGAAAGACUUGAAUGAAGUAUAAAGUAAAAAUAAUGUAAAUGACAUAUUUUUUUAUAGUCUUUAAGUCGACAAUUUUAGUAGUGCUUGAAACAACACUGCAGAACACUAUAAAGGUAUAUAGACGCCGUAUUCAUUAAUUAAAUCGCUUUUCAAAGUGUUUUGAUGUUCAUUUGCAAAAAUAUGCAUAAAAAUGUAGACAUAGCGAUCUGCAGAUAUCCAUUGUCGCCCUAGCGAGUUAAUUUACAUUGGAAAAACCUAAAGUCGACAAAAAUAAUUACAUUAGAAAAGCCUUAAGUCGACAAAUACGGAAAUAUGAAAUAUAAAUACGCAGGAAUAAAAUAAAGGUUGCUAUAUAAAAAGUGCGUUACUAUUAGUGCGAUUUAAGCGCAAACGCUAGAAAGUGAAUAUUGAGCUACUGUUAUUCGAAUCUUAAUAAAGAAUAUAAAUUUAGUUCGAUUAUUGUAAAUUCCUAAAUAUGCGGGAAUCGUUGUCCCUGUAAAUACACACUUGUGCAAAAAGACAGCAGAAAUUGUAGACGAAACAAUACUCAAGAAGAACGAAGGUUCAAUAUAAAACGUUUCCUUUAAAUUUAUAAAAGAACAUUGUUGUGUCCUUGUAAUUUCUUGAGCGAAAAAAGUCUAUAAUAAACUUCCCCUUUCUGACUGUAAAAGAAUUUAUUAGAAGUUGGGCGUUUACUUAGUUUUUUAUGUUUUAGUGGGCGUUAUAAGUUAUUAGAGGUAACCAAGAGUUUGAAAAUUAUUUUAAGUUGAAUUUGAAGUUCACAGAGAUAAAUAAACAGUUUGAAUAA